AUGGAUAGUCGCGACACAUGGCACCUCCGCAAGCCACGUUCGCGGGAGGUGCUUUUUCCCCUGACGAACUCGGUUCCAACUCCUCGACCAAAGGUCUUUGGGGCUCGGGGGGCUAGUGUACUGACCGUACCUCCCCCAUCUUGGAGCACUAGCGUAUCAGCAAAGGAGGCUCACCGAUCUUACUGGACGGAUUACCUCUACGACCAGAAUCCGAUUCUGAAAUGGCAAAAAACUGGUGUAUCGAAUAUGGCCGGAGAGAUAUCUUUGCUUUUCGGUUUUCUCCUAUGGAUUGCAACCAUUCCCCCAAUUAGACGAAAAUUCUUUGAGCUCUUCUAUUACACUCGUCACUUCUACAUCCUUUUCAUAAUCUUUUUCAUCUUUCAUGUUGGCAUUUCCUAUACCUGCAUUAUGCUCCCUGGUUUCUACCUCUUCUUGGUUGAUCGUUGCUUAAGGUUUUUGCAAUCAAGACGCCAAGUUCGUUUGGUUUCUGCACGGGUUUUGCCAUGUGAAGCUGUAGAACUCAACUUCUCCAAGAGUCAUGGAUUAACUUACAACCCCACAAGUGUGAUGUUCAUAAAUGUACCAAACAUAUCCAAGCUGCAGUGGCAUCCAUUUACUGUUACUUCUAAUAGUAAUUUGGAGCGAGACAAGCUAAGUGUUGUUAUUAAAAGUGGAGGAACUUGGACCAAAAAGCUCUAUCAACUACUUUCAACUCCUUCCUCAAUAGAUCGCCUUGUUGUAUCUGUUGAAGGUCCUUAUGGACCCAUUUCAACUGAUUAUAUACGGCAUGACACUCUUGUGAUGGUGAGUGGAGGAAGUGGCAUCACACCUUUUAUAUCCAUCACUCGGGAGCUAAUACAUCUGAAGACUGCUCUCAAAUGGAAAAUCCCAAAAGUUGUCCUAAUUUGUGCCUUCAAGAAUUCUUCAUCUUUAUCAAUGUUAGAUUUGAUCUUUCCAAUAUCUGGCACCCCAUCUGACAUUUCUGAUAUGAAAUUACAAAUUGAGGCUUAUCUCACAAGAGACAAAGAGCUUAAAGCAGAUGGCCCAAUUCACCCUAAAACCAUAUGGUUAAAGCCAAAUUCAUCCGAUGCACCAAUACAUGCUACAUUAGGUCCAAACAGUUGGCUCUGGCUUGCUGCUAUAAUCUCAUCCUCUUUCAUCAUUUUCAUUAUCUUAAUAGGGAUCAUUACUUGUUACUACAUUUUUCCGAUUGAUCAUAACUCUAAUAAAAUAUUCUCUUUCACUUUGAAUGCAUUUCUUAACAUGCUAGUAAUAUGUGUGUCCAUAGCAAGUGUUGCUAGUGCAGCUUUUCUUUGGAACAAGAAAUAUAAUGCUAAAGAAGUAAAGCAGAUUCAAAACAUGGAAGGCUCAACACCAACAGUGUCACCAAACUCCAUGGUAUACAAUGCAGAGAAAGAAUUGGAAAGCCUUCCAUACCAAUCCCUUAUUCAUGCUACCAAUGUGCAUUAUGGUGAAAGACCUGACCUAAGAAGAAUGCUAUUUGAACACAGAGAGUUAAGUGUGGGAGUUCUUGCUUCUGGACCCAAAAUAAUGAGACAGGAGGUUGCAACCAUUUGCUCAUCUGGGUUAGCUGAAAAUCUACAUUUUGAAUCCAUUAGCUUUAGCUGGUGA
Molecule: messenger RNA, 1632 nt
Organism: Cajanus cajan (pigeon pea)
Lineage: Eukaryota; Viridiplantae; Streptophyta; Magnoliopsida; Fabales; Fabaceae
Source: RefSeq, a predicted model, not a curated record